Messenger RNA from Glycine soja, 995 nucleotides. RefSeq lists its product as uncharacterized. Lineage: Eukaryota; Viridiplantae; Streptophyta; Magnoliopsida; Fabales; Fabaceae. The record is from RefSeq and is a predicted model, not a curated record. Bases 282 to 746 code for a protein of 154 amino acids. The transcript has 2 exons.
AUUCCAAAGUUUCUCCUUUUUUCACCCCCACAUGCUUGCUAUAGUUGCUUCUCUCUCUCUCUCUCUUGAAGGCCCAAAUUAACAGUGUUGUUGAGAACUAUAAAGCCAAACCUUAACUUGUAGUAACCGUGCUCUUCCGUGGUUUUGCCACGCUCUAUAAUUCUCUUCCAUUGUCUUGUGUUCUCCUGCAAGGCUGCUACCACAAAAAGGUUUUUCGGUCAAACUCAAAGGCUUAACUUAACAGAAUCAAGAAUGGUAAAGCAGAGUUAAGCAAAGCAAGAAUGGUGAGAGAGCAUAACAUUAACAGUGGAUGGCCACCAAUAGGGGCCCCACUGAACGUGCAGAGAGAUGAGUAUGAUCAGCAUUGGAGUAACUUCGAUAGCUCUGUGAAUGCUGUUUCUUUUGGCUUUGUUGCCACUGCCAUUCUUAUUUCUAUGUUCUUAGUCAUGGCCAUCUUUGAGAGGUUUCUCAAACCUACCUCGCCGGCCCUCUUGCCGUCCGGUGGCUGGAACCGUCGUCGGAGCUCUCAGAUGGACUUCAAUGGGAAGCUUGCUCACCCAUCACCGAAAAUGAGUUUGUAUACCAGCUGGGUUUCAGUUUUAAUGCCUGGAGAUGUGACUCCUUCUUUCAUUGCUCACCCUGUGCCUGCACCAUGUUGCCCAGAACGAAUAUCAUGGCCUUCACAUCAACAUAACACAUUACCUUAUUCCACUUACAACACCAUGCCUAGUAUCAACCAAGUAUAAGAGAAUUCAAUAUGACAAGGUUCUGCAAUCUGCAUAUUGCAUGAAGGAGUUAAAUGAAUUUCAUGUGAAGAAUAGACUCUUAUGUAGGAGCUCUCUUCAUAGUUUAUUGUAUACCAUGUAAAUAGGAUUUAGUUUAGUGCAAAUUGGGUUUGGUAAUGAGAUCCUUCUCUGUCCAAAUGAUCCUCCUUAAAUUGAAGCUUUGUGGUUAAUCAGUGGUUCUUAAUGCAUGGAGUGUUGUGCACCAAACCA